This is a messenger RNA of Parnassius apollo (apollo), 558 nucleotides long. Lineage: Eukaryota; Metazoa; Arthropoda; Insecta; Lepidoptera; Papilionidae. The record is from the annotation of a GenBank genome assembly.
UUGAAUGUUCACGGCGCCCGUCUCCGCGUCGCACCCGCAGCAGGCAAUGACUGUAGAUCGAUUCUAGGCCUUGGUUACGGCUAUGGUACCGGUAUCGGCUGUGGUGACGGUGUUGGCUAUGGCACUGGUGUUGGCUAUUGUACCGGCGUUGGCUACUGUGCCGGUAUUGGUUGUGGUGACGGUAUUGGCUAUGGUGCCGGUUUUGGAUGUGGUGACGGUAUUGGCUAUGAUGCCGGUAUUGGCUGUGGUGACGGUAUUGGUUAUGGUACCGGUAUUGGAUAUGGCACCGGUGUUGCCUAUGGUACCGGUAUUGGCUGUGGUGACAGUAUUGAUUAUGGUACCGGUAUUGGUUUUGGUACCGGUGCUUGCUAUCCUACUGGUAUUGGCUAUGGCACUGGUAUUGGCUAUGGCACCGGUAUUGGAUAUGGAUAUGGUCUUGGAUACGGUUUCGGAAGAUGCGCCGGCGGAUGUGGUGUUGUGGCUAUCGUUAUUAAGCCGUUCGUCAUGCGUCUAAGAAAAUUGGCGUCUGAAUUUUAUGUUAUAACAAUGUUAUUGUGA